UCCCUAAAAUUUAAUUACACCUUGAAUUAUUAAACUUCCGGCCCAAAAUGGACGUCGAGAAAAAGGUUGAACUGCCACUGACAACUAUAAUCACCGACGACAAACGCAAACGCCGGAGAUGUAUUUGUUUAUCGAUAAUCAUUGCGGCUAUACUACUUGUCGCCUUAACCAUUCUCAUUCUAGCUCUCACCGUCUUCAAACCCAAAAAGCCAAUCACCACCGUCAACUCUGUCGCCGUUAAAGAUUUAGACGCCACUGUCAACCUCCUUCCGCCAAGGGUAUCGUUAAAUGUGACGCUUGACCUGGACAUCACAAUCAAAAACCCCAACAAAGUUGCUGUCAAGUUCCUCAACAGCUCAGCAACUCUGUUGUACAAAGGCCAAGUCGUGGGUGAUGUUCCCAUCCCACCUGGUGAGAUCGGCUCUGAUGACACUCAGCAGCUGAACCUUAUGCUCACGCUUUUUGCAGAUCGGUUGCUGGCAAAUGUUGACGUUUAUGCUGAUAUUAUUCGCGGUAACCUGCCGGUGUCUACCUACACGAGGAUCUCCGGAGAUGAUGCAUAGGACUUAUCAAGACAUACUUAGGCGGACCUGUGCCUUAGUGACUUAAAACGAGACAAGAACUAGUUAAUUUAUGUUAUGUAUGCUUUGAUUCUUGUUUAGACAAUGUAAACUUUCAUGUUUGAUUUAUAAAACGAAACUUCAUUUGCCA
Messenger RNA from Helianthus annuus (common sunflower), 711 nucleotides. RefSeq lists its product as uncharacterized. The transcript is spliced from 2 exons. The coding region runs from base 48 to 563 and encodes 171 amino acids. Lineage: Eukaryota; Viridiplantae; Streptophyta; Magnoliopsida; Asterales; Asteraceae. The record is from RefSeq and is a predicted model, not a curated record.